AUGUGAAUUUUCAGAUUUCCCUACUGUCAGAAUACAUGAAAGAAACUAUACUGCCGUAUUAGGAGAACAAGUGAAGCUGGAGUGUACUAUAUCUGCAAUUCCGUGGAUUACAACAGUUUCCUGGCAACGUAUUUCACCUGAGGAACAACCUGUAGCACUGGAUAUUGACGAGAUAAAAUAUACAGGAUCAAAACCGAAUGACCCACACUUAUCAAUCAACGACAUCAAGAAAGAUGACGAAGGCGACUAUGUUUGUACCGUCUCAAACUUGUGUGGGAAACGGCAGAGUGCACCUACUAAGCUGAAAGUAAAAGGAGGUCCUCCAACGCUGAAUAUGAAGCCAAAAAAACACUAUAAAACUGAAGGAGACGUUGCUAUUUUAAAAUGCAAUGUCAUUGCGGAACCACCAGCAUCCGAUAUCACUUGGACAAUAGAAGAAGAAGGAUGUAAACGUAAAAUUGCAACUGACAAUGAUAAAUACUACGGUGGUUUGCUAGAAUCUCCUUCUCUGGUAAUAGAUGAAACGGAAAAAAUGCAUGACGAAGGCAAAUACAUUUGUGAAGCAGAAAAUCUUGCUGGACCAGGAAGCAAUUCAGUGCACUUGACAAUUAAUAGUAAAAGUGCAAAUACCGAAACAAUUCCUGAUGCACUUAUCUUAAACGAAGACAAUCCUUAUACAUUAGAAGAACGUGCAACUGAUUGUCAUUCAAUGAUGGUGAAUAAAUUGUCAGGAGUAAUUUAUCCAGCAUCAGAUUGUUGGGAGAAUUUCAAACAAUUAUUAAAGGGACGUUUACCUCCAGUAGUUCUUCAAAAGGACAACCUUCACUUAUACGUGCAAAAGCUCUUGGAUGCUAAUAGAAUUCAAAUUGGUCAAUAUAAACCAUUAUAUAAAGCUGUUAAAGGAGUCAAUAAGUGUGCAUCUGGCAUUAUUAAAGAGGCGGAAUCAGAAAUAAAAACAAUCCGACGUCAAGGUAGGUAUCCAUUUUUUACUGGGAAAUGAAUUACAGUUGUGGGAUCGAUGUGCACACGAUGUGCGAACGUUUAACACUGGACGAAUAUAUCUUGCGAACAUCUGUGCGCACGAUGGACGAACGUUGUGCAAUAACGAUCGUGGUUGGUGUAAAUUGAGGGAUAUCUUAAUAAUAUCCACGAUUUGGUUUUAAACACAGGUUCCUGAUUUAAAGUAGGUUAUUAUAUUUUAACUGAAUCUAUAAGCUGAGGUCUCUAUCGAUAACUUCUGCCAUCUUGAAAUUUUGUAUUUGGUGUUUUUUUCGCUACCCAAAUCGACACGUGUAUAAUUACACGUCCUAUACAUGUACCUAGACCGUAUCGUUCCUCAUCCCGGGCAAUUACGUACCUCUGAACAUCUUUGUGAAGGGGGUUAUAGACCGACACGAAUGCAAUUAACAAAUACCUGACGUCCAGUGUGUUUUAAAACAGUCAUACGGUAUCAGGGAUAAACUUUCUGUAUCAGUCACUUAUCCAAAUGUUAUUUACCAUUUUUGUUACUUGAGAGCAAGGUCUGAUUCUUGAGAGCUUAACGGUCACUGAGGUUUGUGUCACACUUUGUAAAAUUAGACAUCGUGUAAAUUAUAGUGAUCAGAAGUAAAAUAUAUAAAGUGUCCCUUAUUUCAUACGAGUCUUCCGGAUUUUUUCAUUCCGUAUUAUUGUGCUCAAUCCUGCGGAGAGGAGUGUACAACGGGGCGAACGACAAUUAAAUCGCACAUUAGUACGAACUAUGUGCGGACAGUGUACGUACGCUAUUUGAGGUGCGUUGUGCAGUCACACAACUGUAAUUGAUAUUAAAUGAAAUAUC
Mizuhopecten yessoensis (Yesso scallop) is the source of this 1816-nucleotide messenger RNA. RefSeq lists its product as uncharacterized. The coding region runs from base 335 to 1000 and encodes 221 amino acids. The record is from RefSeq and is a predicted model, not a curated record. Lineage: Eukaryota; Metazoa; Mollusca; Bivalvia; Pectinida; Pectinidae. The transcript is spliced from 3 exons. Gene Ontology annotation, biological process: cell-cell adhesion. Gene Ontology annotation, molecular function: cell adhesion molecule binding. Gene Ontology annotation, cellular component: cell-cell junction.